AUGCUUAUUGAACCAGUGGUGAAGAGUAUGUCCAUACAGGGACUAGCAAUCGACCUGGCCGCGGUGCUGGGCGUGUUGACAAUCGCCUAUACACUUUACAAUCGCUUUGUGCAUCCGCUUCGACGCAUUCCAGGGCCUUUUCUGGCUUCUGUUACACCAUGGAUCCAGCUGUACCAUGGAUUGAAGGGAGAUCGGCAUCUGUGGCUGCACGAACUACACAAGAAAUACGGCACGCAUGUACGAGUUGCGCCGAACUUCGUUUCGGUCAACUCGGACAAAGGACUGCAUGAUAUCUAUGGACAUGGAAAAAGGUUGCAGAAGGCUGAUUUCUAUAAUGCCUUCCCGGCGAUCAAGGGCGUGUAUAACACUCACAAUGCGAUCGACAAGACAAUGCAUGGGCGCAAGCGGCGAGUUCUCAGUCAGGCAUUCUCAGAGAGUGCGCUGAAGGGCAUGGAGGAUGUGAUGCUCUUGCAUGUGCGACAGCUCUGUGCAGUCUUAGCUGGAUAUGACGAGAAGGACGAGAGGAAAGGCGAUGAUCGCAAAGGUGUCGUGCGCAACAUGGGCAAUUGGUUCAGCUAUCUGUCCUACGACGUGAUGGGCGAGUUGUGCUUUGGCAAGAGCUUUGACAUGCUCAUCGGAGAUACGCGACGACACAUGAUUGGGCUGGUUGAUCGCGCUGCGAAUCGACACUAUGUGAUCUUUAUUCGACGACUCACGCAAGACCGAUGGAACUUCAUCAUGAACUCGCGCGUCGAGGCCAACAAGCGGGCUCAAGAACGUGCCCUGGCCGGUCGCGAAGCCAAGAAGGACUUUUUCUACUACUUGCUCAAUGCCAAGGAUCCCGAGACAGGCAAGGGGCUCAGCACGCCGGAGCUGUGGGGCGAGGCCAAUGUACUCAUGAUUGCGGGAAGCGAUACAACUUCGACUACACUGGCAGCUACCCUGUUCUACCUCGUUCGGUCCCCGGCUGCCCUGGCCAAGGUUUGCGCCGAAGUGCGCGGCGCCUUCACCGAGGUUGAGGAGAUUGUAAGCGGCGCCCAGCUCAACGAGCUCGGCUACCUUAAGGCUUGUAUCGACGAAGCUCUGCGCCUCGCACCGGCCGUCCCAGGUGCGCCACCGCGCGAGGUCAUGGAAGGCGGAGCGGUCGUGGACGGCGUCUUCCUGCCUGCAGGUACUGACUGUGGCACACCUGUGUACUCGAUCCAUCGUCAGGAGCAGUACUACCGAGCACCGGAGGAAUACAUUCCAGAGCGCUGGAUUGAGGGCGCCACUUGCGCAGCAUCGGGUGCAUCGUGGACCACUAGCAAGGAAGAUAUUGAGACUGCACGUCGCGCAUUCUGUCCGUUUAGUAUUGGACCGCGCGGCUGCAUUGGAAAGAGCAUGGCAUUUAUGGAGAUGCGCUUAACGUUGGCGCGACUUUUCUUCCUCUUUGACAUGUCGCUGGCAGACCGUCAAGGUGAGGAUGCUGGGGGCCAUUUGGCGUUGGUAGACCACUUUACCAGUGCGAAGGAUGGACCAAACGUGGAAUUCUCAAAAGUAGUUCCGACCCGACGAUAG
Messenger RNA from Penicillium maclennaniae, 1557 nucleotides. RefSeq names its product cytochrome P450. The record is from RefSeq and is a predicted model, not a curated record. Gene Ontology annotation, molecular function: monooxygenase activity; oxidoreductase activity, acting on paired donors, with incorporation or reduction of molecular oxygen; iron ion binding. Bases 1 to 1557 code for a protein of 518 amino acids. The transcript has 3 exons. Lineage: Eukaryota; Fungi; Ascomycota; Eurotiomycetes; Eurotiales; Aspergillaceae.